Chenopodium quinoa (quinoa) is the source of this 1719-nucleotide messenger RNA. Its product is annotated as putative ER lumen protein-retaining receptor C28H8.4. Gene Ontology annotation, biological process: protein retention in ER lumen. Gene Ontology annotation, cellular component: membrane. Bases 593 to 1423 code for a protein of 276 amino acids. Gene Ontology annotation, molecular function: ER lumen protein retrieval receptor activity. The transcript has 6 exons. The record is from RefSeq and is a predicted model, not a curated record. Lineage: Eukaryota; Viridiplantae; Streptophyta; Magnoliopsida; Caryophyllales; Amaranthaceae.
UAACAAGAUUUUUCUUCCAAAACUACCCUCCUAUGAGUCGUCCCUCACAAAAAGAAAAAGUUGUUCAACUCUAAAUGUCACGUAGGCCUGCGCCGCGUUUUCCAAAUUGGGCUCACACACACCCCCUAACUGUCACACAUGGGCUUAAAAAUGGUCAGCCCGGCACGAGUAAUGACCCCAUUGCCCUAGCUGCCCAGGCCAGAGAACCAUGCCCACCAACAUGACCCAAUACCAGCUCCAGCUAUCAAUUUGACUUCAAUAAAAUGGCUGACUUUUUUUAGUUUAUGGUGAUCUUGUACAGCAGUAACUCCCAACUCUUAUCAUGAAAUCAUAUCAAAUAUUUUGAUUUUAUUAUCUAUUCAAAUGAACCUCAUUUAAAAUACUUUUGGAAGAAUUUUAAAGUUUAAUUAUUUGGUCAGAACACUACUACUCAACCUCACCUCAUAAUCUAUAUGUAUGUAGUGGUUAACAUGGCUUAUGGUUGCUCUCUAUUAUUAAGUCAACUAAUAAAUCUCAUUUAUCUGUCCCUCUAUUUUUCUCUCAUUCUGUUCAAAUUAUAUUACUACCAAAAGUAAAAUUGAAGUGAGAUUAAAUGAGUCACAAGAGGGGGUCAACGCCGAUGGUGGGGAGGCAGGUGGCUGGAUGGGUUCGUGGUCGAACGAUGAGACAGCAAGUAAGCAUGGGCACAAUUGCAGCAUUGGCGUUGCUGGUGUUGUUGAAAACGUUCAUGAAAGGAGAAACACAUUUGUUUGUUGCUUCUCAAACAUCUCAGGCUGUUGGCAUUUUACUCUUACUUUACAAGCUCACUAUCACCAAAACUUGUUCAGGUCUAUCAAUGAAGACUCAAGAGCUUACAGUGAUAUUCUUGAUUAUAAAAAUUAUGUGCUACUUUACACUCUUGCCCAAAAUUCACGUUUUACUUGAUUCUAUAAGUCUUGCAUCUACUUUGUGGGUGAUCUAUAUGAUGCGAUACAAGUUACAGAACACCUACAUGCAAGAGCUUGACACCAUGCCUUUGUACUAUGUGUUGGUGCCUUGUGCCGUUGUUGCAUUAAUAGGCCAUCCUGGAUGGCAAUCCGACAUUGUCACCAGAUUCUUGUACAUGUAUUUUACAACAAUUGAAGCUGUUUCAGUGCUCCCUCAGCUUCUCUUAAUACAAAAUGCCAAGCUGGUUGAACCAUUUACUGCUCACUAUGUCUUUGCCUUGGGUGUUGCCAGAUUCUUCUCAUGCGCGAAUUGGAUCUUUUUGCUCAUUAAUACCAAAGGAGGAUUAUUAACGCAAAUAGGGCAGGGACAUCUUUAUUUAUUAGUAAUUCUUCUCUCAGAAGUGGUUCAAACUUUUAUCUUGGCGGAUUUUUGUUACUACUAUGUCAAAAGUGUGAUGGAAGGACAGCGAACGAUGAGGCUACCCUCAAUGGUCUGAUUCUGGGAUAUAUUCGAAACUGCUAAUGUAAUGUGGAUCGAGUUUUCUAAGCUCUUAUCUUUGUUCCAUACAUUCUGUGUAUUUGGCAGCAAGACAUGUAAAUGUUUUUGGCCUCAAAUCUGCCAGUAUAGAAGAAUAGGCACCUUAUUUGUGUAAAUUGUUUUAUACGACCAACGCCUCUGUUAUAUACUUGAGUGUACCUUAUGUACUUGAAGUAAGUAAACCCGAGUUUGUACAAAAGUAACAACUAUUUUUGAACACAGUGAAUGUCUAAGCUAAUAAAUGUAACAACUAUU